CCAACCACCCCAGCUCCCUGGCUCCUCUCCUCCGUAGGUCUCUCCCUCCCCCUCAUCCGGCUGUCCCUAUAGAGAGGGGGGGCCUGUGGCGGCCUGGGCCCAUACAUUGAGCCCUCCCUCCCCCAGUCCGGUCCCUCCUGUCCCCCUCCCCUGGGCCAGGGGGAGGCCAGGGACGCUUGAGUCCCCAUGGCUGGGGGCUGAGGGACCCGUCUCCCCCCCCUCCCCUUCCUCCCUCCCCAGAGCUCCGGGGACCCCCCUCCCUCCCCAGCCACCACCACCUCCUCCUCCCUUCCAUCUUAGACAAGAUGCCUUCCCCCAGCCCCCUCGUUCUCCUGGCUCUCUCUGCUUCCUGCCUGGCCACCCCGGCCCACCCCGACGGACUAUUCCCAGGCCAGGGUCCCUUGGCUCCCCCCUACGCUGUGGUCCUCAUCUCCUGCUCUGGACUCUUGGCCUUUGUCUUCCUCCUCCUCACCUGUCUCUGCUGCAAACGAGGGGAUGUUGGCUUCAAGGAGUUUGAGAACCCGGAGGGCGAGGAGUGCUCCGGGGAGUACACACCCCCUGCGGAGGAGACUUCUUCCUCGCAGUCCCUACCCGACGUCUACAUCCUUCCGCUGGCCGAGGUCUCGCUGCCGAUGCCGGCCCCCCAGCCUUCGCGGUCAGACCUGGGCACCCCUCUGGGUCUGAGCCGUCAGCACCUCAGCUACCUGCAGGAGAUCGGCAGCGGCUGGUUUGGGAAAGUCAUUCUAGGGGAGAUCUUCUCAGAUUUCAGCCCAGCCCAGGUGGUGGUGAAGGAGCUGAGAGUCAGUGCAGGCCCAUUGGAGCAGCGAAAGUUUCUGUCUGAGGCUCAGCCUUACAGGAGCCUGCAUCACCCCAAUGUUCUCCAGUGCCUGGGGCUGUGUGCCGAGACCCUGCCUUUCCUCCUCAUUAUGGAGUUCUGCCAGCUGGGAGAUCUCAAGCGCUACUUGAGGGCGCAGACCCCUGAUGGCCUCUCCCCAGAGCUGCCUCCCAGAGACCUACGUACCCUGCAACGAAUGGGCUUGGAGAUUGCCCGAGGGCUGGCCCACCUGCAUGCCCACUACGUGCACAGUGACCUGGCCUUGAGGAACUGCCUUGUGACCUCUGACCUCACAGUUCGAAUCGGGGACUAUGGCCUCUCUCACAGCAAUUACAAGGAAGAUUAUUACCUGACGCCUGAACGCUUGUGGAUCCCACUGAGGUGGGCUGCCCCUGAGCUUCUGGGGGAGAUCCACGGGACCUUCAUGGUGGUAGACCAGAGCAAGGAAAGCAACAUUUGGUCACUGGGGGUGACACUGUGGGAACUGUUUGAGUUUGGGGCACAGCCGUAUCGGCACCUCUCCGACGAGGAGGUGCUGGCUUUUGUCAUCCGGCAGCAGCAUGUCAAGCUAGCUCGGCCCAGGCUGAAGCUGCCCUAUGGGGACUACUGGUAUGAUGUCCUCCAGUCUUGCUGGCGUCCCCCUGCCCAGCGCCCCUCAGCUUCUGACCUGCAGCUGCAGCUAACCUACCUUCUCUCUGAGCGGCCCCCCAGACCCCCGCCACCCCCACCCCCACCCCCACCCCGGGACGCACCCUUCCCCUGGCCCUGGCCUGCCCCUCCUGCCCCACCAAGGCCCACGGCCCUCUCCUCUCCUUUCCCCCUCCUCGAUGGCUUUCCGGGGCCUGAUCCUGAUGAUGUCCUCACUGUCACUGAGAGUAGCCGUGGCCUCAACCUCGAGUGCCUCUGGGAAAAGGCUAGGCGGGGUGCUGGCCGUGGCGGGGGUGGUGGGCCGGCUCCCUGGCAGCCGGCCUCUGCCCCUCCUGCCCCCCAGGCUGCCCCCUCGAAUCCUUUCUAUGAGGCCCUGGCCACCCCCAGUGUCCUCCCAGUCAUUAGUGCCCGGAGCCCCUCCGUGGGCAGUGAGUACUAUAUCCGCCUGGAGGAUCAUGGCUCCCCCCCAGAGCCCCUCUUCCCUAAUGAUUGGGACCCCUUGGAUCCGGGCGUCCCGGCCCCCCAGACCAACCAGGCCCCUGCUGAGGUCCCUCAACUUGUGGCGGAGACCUGGACCUCCCCGCUUUUCCCCCCUCCACGGUCCUUCCCCCCAAAGGCGUCAGGUAGCUUCCUGCUCAGUGGUUGGGACCCCGAGGGCCGGGGAGCUGGAGAGACCCUAGCUGGGGACCCUGCCGAGGUGCUGGGCGAGCGAGGCACAACCCCCUGGGGGGAGGAGGAGGAAGAGGAGGAAGGGGAGGAGAGCUCCCUAGGGGAAGGGAGUAGCAGUGGGGGGCGCCGAAGCCGCCGGGGCCCCCUCCCCUGCCCUCUCUGUAGCCACGAGGGGCCCUGCUCCUGCCUUCCACUCCAACGUGGGGAGAUGGUAUCUGGCUGGGGGGGGCACCCAGCUCUGGGCUGUCCCAACCCCCCCGAGGACGACUCCUCGCUAAGGGCUGAGCGGGGGUCAUUAACUGACCUCCCCUUGCCCCCCCCCUCUUCGGCCCCCCCCGAGUUCCUGGACCCCCUAAUGGGGGCGGCGGCGCCCCAGUACCCCGGGCGGGGGCCACCCCCGGCCCCCCCCCCCCCUGCCGCCGCCACCGUCCUGCCCUGCCCCCCUCCUCCCGCCCGGGCUCUCCCAGACCCAGCAGAAUCACCCGAUGCCCCCUGACUUGGCAGCCCAGGAUCCGGCCUCUCGUUUUUCUUUUUUGUUUCUUUUUAUUCUCUAUUUUUCUCCGGGGCCCCCAAGCCGGGGGACAGCGGCACGAGAACGGAGACCCCCUUCUCCCCCGAGGGGGCAUUCCCAGGUGGGGGGGCGGCGAGGAGGAGGGGGGUCCCUCCGCCCCGGGCUCCCCCCGAGCCCCCCGACCCGGGAGCCCCCAGACCUCCCCCCGACCCCGGGCCCUCUCCAGGCUUCCUGGUCCAGGUGAGCACAGAGCAGCUUCUGCUGACCUUGAGGGAAGACGUGACCCGCAACGUCCUGGGGGAGAGCGCAGCCCCAGGGCCAGCAAGUCCCAGGAAACAGGGAGAAAGUCCUGGGGGAACAGGGAUAAGAAAGUGUCAGAGAACGGGGGACAGAGGCCCCCAGGAGCUGGGAGAAACUGCUGGAGAACGGGGGGCAGACACCCCCAGGAAGCAGAGAGACAAUAGUGUGAGAACGGGGUACGAGGGACCCCCAAGGAGCAGAGAGACAAUAGUGGAGAACGGGGGGCAGACACCCCCAAGGAACGGGGAGACAGUAGUGGAGAACGGGGGUACAGGGACCCCCAAGAGAGGGGAAGAAAGCAGCCGAGAAUGGGGAAGAUCCCCCAGGGAGCAGGGGAGAGCUGCUGGAGAACGGGGGCAGACACCCCCAAGGAGCGGGGAGACAGUAGUGGAGAAUGGGGGGCAGACACCCCCAGGGAGUGGGAAGACAGUCCCCGAGUGUGGGGAUCCAGUCCCAGGGAUCCAGGAGAGAGCCCUGGGGAAUGGGGAGAGAUUUCUGGGGAAUGGGGAUCAGCAAGUCCCAGGGAGCAGGGAGAAAACCUCCAGUACCGAGAGCCCGGCCAGGACCCUGGGGACCGGCGAGCCAGUGCCCAGGAGUGGAGGGCAAGCUCGCGGGAGCGGGAGGAGAGUCCCACCAGGGCCUGGGAGGCUGGGCCCCGAGAAUGGGCUCCAAGCUCCGGGGGCCCACGGGAAGGCCCCAGACGCAGGACCCGGAGGCGGCGGGGACGGAGGAACCGUGCCCCCCGGCGAGAGGAGGCUGGAGCUGCGGAGGCCGGAGCUAGCUCUUCCCCUGCCCCGGGAGGCACCAGCACCCGGGGGAGACGCCGGGGACCCAGGCGCCCAGGCAGACGGCGCCGCGGAAACCGGCGGAGACGGGGACCCCCCCAACCAGGGGAGGAAGGGCCCCGAGAUGCCUCGGCUCUUCCUGGAUUUGGGCCCACCCCCGGGGAGCAGCGAGCAGAUCAAAGCCAAGCUGUCUCGCCUGUCGCUGGCCCUGCCCCCGCUCUCGCUUACCCCGUUCCCGGGCCCGGGCCCUCGACGGCCCCCCUGGGAGGCUGGGGACGCCGGGGUCCCUGGCGCGGAGUCCGGCGGCCCGGGGGCCCUGGGGCUGGUGGAGGACGGGGAGGAGGAGGAGGAGGAGGAGGAGGACGACGGGGCGGCCGUCGCGGAGGGCGAGGAGGCGGCGGCCCGGGGCCCUGGGAGGGGCCGGGCAGCCCCGGUGCCCAUCGUGGUGAGCAGUGCCGACGGGGACCGGAGCCGCCCGCUCCGGGGGCUCCUCAAAUCGCCCCGAGGGGCCGACGAGGCCGAGGAGAGCUUGGAGCUGGACCGGAAGCGCAAGAUGGUCUCCUUUCAUGGGGACGUGACCGUCUACCUCUUCGACCAGGAGACCCCGACCAACGAGCUGAGCGUCCAGGCUCCCCCCGAGGGGGACCCGGACCCUUCGACACCCCCAGCCCCGCCGACACCUCCCCAUCCCCCCAGCCCUGGAGAUGGGUUCCCCGACAGCGGCUUCGGAGGCAGUUUCGAGUGGGGGGAGGAUUUUCCCCUGCUCCCCCCACCAGGCCCCCCACUCUGCUUCUCCCCGCUUCCGUCUCCACCUGCACUGGAGACCCCAGGGCCGCCAGCCAGGCCCCCCCGACGCCGUCUGCCCCGCAGGUACUUUCCUGCUCCCACACCUUCUGCAGAAGGGCAGCAUGGAGCAGGCGAGAGCAGUAGGCAGGCCGGUCUGGCCAGAGCCAGGAAAUAG
Molecule: messenger RNA, 4709 nt
Organism: Dromiciops gliroides (monito del monte)
Lineage: Eukaryota; Metazoa; Chordata; Mammalia; Microbiotheria; Microbiotheriidae
Gene: LMTK3
Product: lemur tyrosine kinase 3
Biological process (GO): protein phosphorylation
Molecular function (GO): protein kinase activity; ATP binding
Source: RefSeq, a predicted model, not a curated record